Molecule: messenger RNA, 3010 nt
Organism: Orbicella faveolata
Lineage: Eukaryota; Metazoa; Cnidaria; Anthozoa; Scleractinia; Merulinidae
Product: bromodomain-containing protein 8-like
Cellular component (GO): NuA4 histone acetyltransferase complex
Molecular function (GO): protein binding
Source: RefSeq, a predicted model, not a curated record
AGACUGGUAACGAUCCAACUAGAAACAAAGAUGGCGGCCUCCAUGCUUAGUCAAAAGCAAAAGCUUCCUCCAGGGCAAAACCCAGAUGAAUGGACGAUAAGAGAAAAACUAACUUUAGCUUCGUCUGUGGUCCGAAGUGGCGAUCAAAACUGGGUGUCUGUGAGUCGUACGAUUAAACCAGUGCUUGAAACAGGAUGUUGUGCGAAACCUAGACCACCCGACUUCUUUUCACAAAAGAACUGUGCUUCACACUACUCUGAAAUGCUUGAAAAAGUUAACACACCAAAGAGAAAAAGGACUAAUGAAGGAGGUGGAACAGAAACACCUGGAGAUCAAAUUGUCAGAAAAUUGACAUUUGAGCGGAUUGAGGAAUUAAAGAAGUCUAUCAGGAAUGAUCAGCUUACCUACAAGAAGCUAAAGGACAGAAUAGAAGAUGUCCGAAGUGGAAAACUAGAUCAUCAACUUCCAGCUUUAUGGGAUGAAAUUAAAAUAAGGAAAAAGAUGAGGCCACCACCUGUACCUCAACAAGAGGGAGAUGGAUCUGCACCUAUUACACCCACCACGCCCACCACACCAAUCACCCCUACCACACCAGGUGGUCAACCAGGGAUACAGCCAGGUACUCCUAAACCACAAGGAAGUCAGCCAAUGUCUUCUCCUCAUAAAGGAAAGCAGUUGAGAGUUCCUAAACCAACAAAAAAAUUUCAGAACUAUCAACAACAGCUUCAGCAGCGACAUGGUCACUCUUCCCAGUCCUCACCCUUGAGCCAGACACCAGAGGGACUGGCCUCUGCUUCCAACCAAUCCCCUGUGGAUGGAGCAGCUUUUUCACCUGGGCUUGGGGGAGGACCACUGGGUGGACUGGGACAAAGUGGAACAUUUUCAGGUGGAGCUCAGCUUUCUAAAGGGGAACCAAUGGAUAUAGACCUGGGAGGUACUUUACCACCUGGCUCCCAAGGAGAAAUGGUGCCACCACUGGCAUCACCUAGGAGAACGGAUCAUGUUCCUCAAAGUCCUGUACGGCAACCCAGCAGCACAUCACAAGCAGCAACAGCUAGUUCACAGGGUUCGAACGAAUCUGCCUUAGUGUCGUUGCUUUCACAGCGAUCCACAAAAGACAGUAAACAGAUGAGAAGGCCCAGUAGUAAUGAUCAGGAGAUGUCUUCAAUUAAGGAGCAGGAGCGUCGUUCCUCUUUAAAUAGUCAGACAUCUCAGUCUGUCUCUCCCAGUACUCCUCCACACUCUACAGCAUCCCAUAAUACCCAAAGUGCUGGCCAGACACCAAACUCCCAAAAUUCUGAUGGAAAGCAUUUUUUAGGGGUAACUCCCUCCAUGGAGUCCAAAAAACUGGACUCCAUGAGGGAGAGACAAGGAAGCACACCACAAACCGCAGCACCAUCAGUCAGCGCACCUACACUUUCUAAACUCCUGGCUGACACACCCACUGUAACAUCAUCUUCUGUGAGCUCUAUAUCUUCACAUGGAGGAGCACUAACUAAGGCUCCAGGAGGGGUGGAGUCAUCAAUGUUGGUUGAUUCUGCCCCUGGGACACCAGUGGAAAGUUCUGUUUCUGUGAUUGGUGGUGCCAGGGGCUCUGCAGGAGGUACUCAAGCUGUUCUGAAUGUGUCAACAUCUGUACCAGCCAUAUCGGUCAACCCCAAGGCUGCUGCUCUGACUGCAACGUUGCCCUCCCCUCUGGCAAUUACACCCCCACCCACUACCCCUCCUGCAGACAGGAAGGAAAUGAUAACUCAAAAGUUCGAGCCAACAGUCAAGAAUUCCGAGAAAAACAGCGGAAUAGAAAUAACCAACGACAGUCUUGAAAACGACACCAGCACUCCACGAGCAAACUCCGAACGGUCAGCGGUCAUUCCAGAAGUAAAGGUGGAAACUGUGGAGACCCCAGCCUCCUCUCCGCGCGUCACUAAACGAGCAGCCAAGCCGCUGAGGCCUGGUAGACCACCAAGGUCGGCGCGAAGAAAUCAACGAAAUCGGAGCAAAUCUGCGACCUCCACGGAUAAUGAAGGCGACAUCGAAGAGGAACAUGAAGAGGAAUCUAAAUUCGAGUCGUUGGAUGUAGAGUCUGAGAAAGCCAGCGAAAAAACCGAAGAUGAAGAAGAUAAUGAUUCCGUCACCGAGGACAAGAAGGAGGAGAGUGACGAGGAGAUGGAGCGAGACAGUGGAGACGAAGCAGUGUCUGACUCAGGAGAACGGAGUCAGUCUGAGAGGGAAGAGCCCACCACUUCCAUGAAGGAGUUUCUUUUGGACAGGGCGGGGAUAGGGGGUACAGAGUCGGUACCCGGUAGCCCCGCCUCUCAAAUGUCCCAGGGAAGUAGCGACGAACAGGAAGCCAUUCAAGCACAAAAAACUUGGAAGAAAUCAAUCAUGCUGGUCUGGAGAGCUGCAGCCAAUCACAAGUACGCUAACGUAUUCCUGCAUCCAGUGACUGACGAUGAAGCACCAGGAUAUCACAGCAUUGUUUUCAGACCUAUGGAUCUAUUGACAAUAAAAAAGAACAUUGAAAAUGGAACCAUUCGUACCACAAGCGAGUUCCAAAGAGACAUGAUGUUAAUGUUUCAGAAUGCUCUAAUGUAUAACAGCGCUGAUCACGAUGUGUACCGUAUGGCGGAAGAAAUGCGUGACGAUGUUAUGGAGCAAAUUCAGUCUUACAUAGCAACACAGAUCAUGGUGGAUUCAAAGAUGUUACGUGGCCACAGACAGGAUGGUAAGCAUUUCUUGUUUGGUUUUCAUGAUUGUCUCCUGUGUACGAGGAGAGCGUUAUUAACCUUCUGGAAAACUUCUACUAAUCAGCAUUCCAGAAUUAAUCUACAGUUGAACCCCGCUUUAUAUAACUCUCUAAAGGGGAAACAAGAAAACUAACAGUUUGAAAUAUCGAGAUAAUAAGCAACUGAAAGGGAAGGUCAAGGGAAAAUGAUUUAAGUUCGAGUUUUGUGCACAAAAUCGUUUUACUUCUCUUGUUUUGCGUCACGAUCCGAAUAAAAUCUGUUAU